UCCUCUGUAUAAAAAAGAGCGCUCGACAGCCCCUCUCACCUUGGACGUCUUCUCUUAUCAGCACUGGAAGAGUUGGCAUCGCCCACAGCACCCACCAACAUGGCUUACCAGUGCAGACAGCCCUGCCUCCCUCCUCCCACCGGUGCGCCCCAGUGCCCCACGGAAGCUGCCCGUGCUCCAUGUGGGGAGGUCUCUUCGGCUCCAUGCGGGGACCCCCUGAGCAACAUGUACCAGUCCACGCAGCCGUGCCUCCCUCCGCCCAUCUGCAUGCCGCCGUGCCCGACUGAAAGCCUGACCGCAUGUGCAGCAGCCUGCAGCGCUGGCGAACAGCCCUGCCCCACUCCCUGCAUGGAGGUCUCUUCGGCUCCAUGCGGGGACCCCCUGAGCAACAUGUACCAGUCCACGCAGCCGUGCCUCCCUCCGCCCAUCUGCAUGCCGCCGUGCCCGACUGAAAGCCUGACCGCAUGUGCAGCAGCCUGCAGCGCUGGCGAACAGCCCUGCCCCACUCCCUGCAUGGAGGUCUCUUCAGCUCCAUGCGGGGACCCUCCGAGCAACAUGUACCAGUCCACGCAGCCGUGCCUCCCUCCACCCAUCUGCAUGCCUCCAUGCCCGACUGAAAGCCUGACCACAUGUGCACCGGCCUGCAGCGCCAGCGAACAGCCCUGCCCCCUUCCGUGCAUGGAGGCUUCUUCUGCCCCAUGUGGGUCGUCCACCCUCCUCGCCGAUGCGGGCCCCUGUGCUCCCCCUUGUGUGACCCUAUGCAGCAGCAGCAGCAGCAGUGAGUGUUUGGGGGCCUCCUCAGCCCCAUCCAGAGAGGCAGUGGGGUGUUACGUGAUGCCGGGCUCCGUCGUCUGCUUGAAUCCCUCUGGCCACGUAUCGGUGAAGCCAGGCCCCCCAAGCGAAGGGGAGGCCUGCUGCGACUCCGUCUUCAUGCAACCCUACACCCCCCACUUCUCGUAAAAGCAGCCAGGAGUCUUGGAGCGCCUGGAAAGCGGGCAGGUUGAUCGUGGCAGAAGCUUCUGUGAGCUAGGGGGAGACCACUUGGUCAGACACAUGAAGUGUUAGAUUCAAAGGGCAGAUAGCUCUGCAGGGUUGGGUGGAUGGAGAUAGAUCAUCCAUCUGGAGGGCCAAAGGUGCCACACACCUGGCCUAAGGCAGUAUUAUCUAUUUAUUUCUUUAUUACAUUUAUACCCCACUUUCUUUAAUGAUAGAAACCCAAGGCGGCAUACAUGUGGUUCCCGGGUGGUCUCCCAUCCAGGCACUGACCGGAUCUGGGCCUGCUUAGCUUCAGCAAGGCGCUGGCCUCAUGUCCCUUCAGACUAUAGCCUGGGACCAGUAAAAUAUCUUAGACCAGUCCUGCCGUCAUGCCCAGCUUAUGAGCUUCCUGGAGGCACCUGUUUGACCAUGGUGAGAAUCUAGAUGUAAGUCUAGAUGGACCCUUGAUCUGACCUAGCAGGGAUCUCCUUACUGUCUUGAUGCAUCUAUCUACAGUACCUAUAUUAACUCCCAUAUAUCUGCCAACUGGAAAAAAGGAAGUUGCUUUAUACUGAGUCAGGCCAUUGGUCCAUCCAGCUUAGCAUGACCGGCAGUGGUUCUCUGGGGUUGCAGGCAGGGGGCCUUUUCCCAGACCUACCUGGAGAUGCCAGGGAUUGAACCUGGGCCCUUCUACAUGCAAAGCAGAUACUCCACCCCUGAGCUAUGGCCCUUUUUGUGCAUCUGACAAUGUAAGCCACAAGGAUUUCUGCCACGAUAAAGCUGUUGGCCAUUAAGGUGCUGAAAGACUUCCCAUCAUCUCUGUAAACUCCCCAGUGGAACAGACUGCCUCUCUCAGUGGUCCAUUGUGACUGGCCCUUGAGUGCAUCAUUCCCUAAGGCUGGACUCAACGGGAGAAAGGAAAUCCAAUAAAGCUUCUCAAAACUGAAUGUCAACACUCAGAAACAUUUGCGGUACACUUCACACCCUCCUUCUAGGGGACUCGUGUAUAAAAUAUCUUGCUUUCGGACUGUAUUUUCAGUAGCCCAAUAGACUUGGACCACAUAUGUACCAACUCCAGCUCUCUACGUCAAGUGGAAGUACCUUCACACUAUCAAACGCACAGCUGUCCAUCUAAAUUCCUCUGCCUAGAAGCCCCCCCCCCAAUGGCUCAUGUGCCUAGCUGAGAAUUGUUUGUCUGUGCGUGCAUGUAAGAUUCAGUUCUGAGGACUCCCGUGAAAGUCAAAACCCAAAGAACCUUCUGGCAUGCACAGGGCCAGCGUGAAAAAUAUACAAGGCAAAGAAAAAGACACACACACCCAAAUUCUAUGUAGUGAAGCCAACUGGACUAUUGUCUGAUUUUUACUUCCGCCCUGAUGACAGGUCGGCACUUCAGUGACACCUAACGGCAACAGGCUAAAUCAAGGGGUGCAGGGGGAUCCCUCCUUAUAAGAUGUCAGAUCAUCAGUCCAGUAAUGUCUACGGCACUGUUCUUCCACCUUGGGUCCCCAGAUGUUGCUUGACUACAAAUCCCAUCAACCCCAGCCAGCUUAGCCAAUGGCCAAUGAAUGAUGGGAGUUGUGGUCCAGCAACAUCUGGGGACCCAAGAUUGAAGAACAGUGGUCUACACACUGUCUGGCAGCAGCUCUUCAGGAUUCCAAACUGGGAGCUUAUAGUGUAAAUAUGGGAAGUGCUGUUUAUAUAGAAGACAUAUGGUAAGUGGAGUGAAAGAGGAGGGGGGAGUACAUGAGCAGUAGAAUGCUGGAUGAUUGGCUGAGCGUUUGAAUGGCUGGGAGUAUAAAUGGAAGAAUGACAGUUGAAUCUGGGUGGAUGUUGGGAGUGUGGAGAAAGAGGGAGUUGGAGUUCUGAUUAAUAAUAAGUCAAGUACAAAACAGGAAUAGAUGAAACCAUAUGCUUGUGAAACAUUCUAAAACUAAUCUUGUUAUUUCUGAUAUUUAAUAAAUACUUAUUUGGUUUACCAAAGGCCUGAUCCUUGGCUGGGGGAUAUACAGACCAGAAGGGAGGGCAAGGUAAUUACCAAGGCUGAACAGAAGCAGUAUCUGAUGGUGGCAGCGGUGAAGGGAGAAAUAGUAACAAGUCAAGUAUCCAGAGCAACCCAGAGUUGUAUGCUUUAUCUAUAAAGAUACAAGGGGGUUGGGAACA
Molecule: messenger RNA, 3135 nt
Organism: Rhineura floridana
Lineage: Eukaryota; Metazoa; Chordata; Lepidosauria; Squamata; Rhineuridae
Product: keratin-associated protein 10-7-like
Exons: 2
Coding region: 100-960 (286 amino acids)
Source: RefSeq, a predicted model, not a curated record